Messenger RNA from Actinia tenebrosa (Australian red waratah sea anemone), 680 nucleotides. RefSeq names its product histidine triad nucleotide-binding protein 1. Gene Ontology annotation, molecular function: catalytic activity. Lineage: Eukaryota; Metazoa; Cnidaria; Anthozoa; Actiniaria; Actiniidae. The record is from RefSeq and is a predicted model, not a curated record.
GAAUGUUUGUGAGCCCUUGCUAUGACUACAGCGGUAACCUCUGCUACACUAGAAUUUCUAUAUCACGGGAUACCUGUGUUGGACAUAAGCUACCCUCUGGGGUGGGCUGCUGCAUUAAGUAUUGCACCAAGACUGAUCGUGGGGACGCAAUAUUUCUCUACCAACCAGCGUCUGUGUAACGACGAGGUUGACAAAGCCAAGGCUGCUGCUAAAGAGAACAAGAACUCUGAAACGAUAUUUGGAAAGAUUUUGAAGAAAGAGAUACCUGCUGACAUUAUCUAUGAGGAUGAUAAGAGUAUAGCUUUCCAAGAUGUCAACCCAGCAGCCCCGGUACACUUCUUGGUCAUUCCCAGAAAGGCCAUUGCACAGAUUAGUAAUGUUACUGAGAAUGAUGUGCCACUUCUGGGUCAUCUUUUAUAUGUUGCUACCAAAGUUGCCAAGCAAGAGGGUCUAGCAGAGGAUGGUUACAGGAUAGUGAUCAACAAUGGUGUUAAUGGUGCACAGUCUGUAUAUCAUUUACACUUACAUGUUCUUGGAGGAUGGCAGAUGACUUGGCCACCAGGAUAAUCAAUUAUUACCAAUAAUUUAAUCAUCAAACAUAGACUUGAUGGUAGACUUAUACAGCAACUUGUGAUCAAUAUUAAAAUAGUAUCUGAAAUAAACAAUAUUUUAUCAUAAAA